AUGCUCCUUAUCACCAGCCAUGACCCCACUGUCGCGAUAGCUUCUGCAAUCUGCCGACAGCAACCGUCGACAACUUAUGCAAUCUACCAACAGCAAUCGUCGACGUCUACCAACAACAUCUUCCCACAUGUGUCAACAGCUUUCGAGGCUUGCCGCCGAGACUCCUUCCGACACAUGCCAUGCACUGAUGCACAUUAG
Messenger RNA from Prunus armeniaca (apricot), 198 nucleotides. The record is from the annotation of a GenBank genome assembly. Lineage: Eukaryota; Viridiplantae; Streptophyta; Magnoliopsida; Rosales; Rosaceae.